UAGGGCGAUUGAUUGCUACCAUUAUGGAAAAGAACUGCAGCUGAUAAGUCCCACAGAGAGCGAUCGGAACUAUAUACCUCGGACGGUUUGUUUCGAUGCAACAUUGACGGAGAUAUAUGUACCAUUAUCUCCUAUACCGGAGCACAAGCAGCUAAAGCGAUACUCAGAGAAAAUGUCCUUUGCAACGUCGACAUGGGAAGGCAUAUGUGCCCGUUACCCCCCUGGAUGGAUCGAAGGAGUUGGGUCAGCGGCAGUCCAGUUCUUUGGCUUCAUCUUGCCCGGCUUGGGAUUCCUGGCGUUUGAUAUACUAAAGCCAGCUUCUUUUGCCAGUCGAAAGAUUCAGCAACCAUGCAAACAACCUUCCAAACAACAGAUGCUCUCAUGUCUAGGCCUCGUGUUUGGAAACCAGUUAUUCCUGAUCGCGUCUCAUUUCUUCCUGCUGCGGAUAUCAAAUUACGAACUCACACCCUUUCGGAUGGAUUCUCAACUUCCAAGCAUCCUUGAAGUGGUGAUCAACUGCGCCGUGGGUGCGAUCCUGAGGGAUGUGGUGUUUUAUUAUGUGCACCGUUUGAUGCACACAAAGAUAUUGUAUCGAAGGAUACAUCGAAUCCACCACGAAUUUCGAGCUCCGAUUGCGCUAGCCGCCAUAUAUUCCCAUACAAUAGACCAUGUAUUGGUGAAUGCGAUGCCAAUAUACAUCUCAAUGGCUGUUCAAAGGGUACAUUUCCUGACUCUGAUGCUGUUUGCGUCUGUAGCAGUGUUUGAUGCUGCCGUGUCGCAUAGCGGGUAUUCCUUGUUCCGUCUGCCAAGCGUAGAAAACCACGAUAUUCAUCAUGAAAAAGGGAAUAUCAACUUUGGUAUUUUGGGUGUGAUGGACUGGCUUCAUGGUACUCACGCGUAG
Molecule: messenger RNA, 901 nt
Organism: Coccidioides immitis RS
Lineage: Eukaryota; Fungi; Ascomycota; Eurotiomycetes; Onygenales; Onygenaceae
Product: methylsterol monooxygenase
Exons: 1
Coding region: 173-901 (242 amino acids)
Biological process (GO): ergosterol biosynthetic process
Molecular function (GO): C-4 methylsterol oxidase activity; iron ion binding
Source: RefSeq, a predicted model, not a curated record